AUGCCGUCAGACACCGACAGCCCGGCGCUGCCUCCGACAGAGAUCUCGGCGGCAGCUACAUCACCUCCUAUCGCGCUUCCACCCGCAGGUCAAGAUGGUCGAGACGCACAGCGCGCCAUCGCUGGCGAGGCAGACGGCGAUGCCACCGUAGGCGCUGCUCCAAUACCCAUACCUUCGACAGAGCAGAAGCCAAACAAGCAGAUCGUCUCGCAGCGUCAUCCCUCCAACACCUUCUACCGCUCAUGCGAGAUCUCCUUUAUGGAGCCCGUCGGUUCCAUGUCCAUCAGCCCCGCCAAUCGUGAUGUCGUCCUGGCUGCACGCAAAGGUCUCUUCAUUAUCGACCUCGAGGAUCCUUUCGCACCACCACGCUUCCUGGCUCACAUGACCUUGUGGGAGGCAGUCGACAUUCAAUGGUCACCUCAUCCAGCACGGAGCAACUGGGUCGCGAGCACAUCCAACCAGAAGCUGCUCAUCUGGAACCUCGACAGGCCGGGGGAUCCACGCGCAGCACCGCCUCUCACGAGAAUGCUGCAUCGCGGCUCGAUUCAUAGCGGAACCAGCCCUCUCAUGCCCUCCAACCCGCAUUUCGCAACACAACGCAGCAGCGCCUACCAAAGCAUCUACAACAGUCAGAGUCUGCAUUCCGGCGUCACAGGAGGAACACGCAGCGGCUUUGGAGCCGUUUCGACAGGCUCACCGUAUGGCGAAACGCCGCUGUCAGGAUCGCACAUGCAACUCCCUGCGUCAGGAUCUUCGGCCAUCGAGCACGUUCUCCAUGCACAUACACGCGCCAUCACGGAUAUCAACUGGUCGCCCUUCCAUCCGGAAAUGGUCGCCUCGAGCUCGAUCGAUACGUGGACGUGGGUGUGGGAUCUGCGCAUGAGCGGCGGCUCCGAUAGUGGAGGGCGACAGAAGCCUGCCCAAGGCUACUCGGCCUGGAACGCUGCGGUGACCCAGGUCAAAUUCAAUCGCGCCAGCGAGCACAGACUCGCCUCGACGUGCGACAACAAGGUGCUCAUCUGGGACGACCGCAAGGGAUCUCUGCCGCUAGCGACGAUCGAGGCGCACGAGAACAAGAUCUACGGCAUUGACUGGAGCCGUGAUACCUCGCUCGGACUGGAUCGCCUCAUCACGUGCUCGCUCGAUCGGACGGUCAAGUUCUGGAACCUCGCCUCGGACACUUCGCAGGCAGCUAUCGGCGCGAGGGAGCUCGUGACGGAAGCAGAGUCGGUGAUCGAGACCAAGACGCCCAUCUGGCGAGCACGUCACUUGCCGUUUGGUAAUGGCGUCAUGACUCUCCCCCAGCGUGGAGAUACGACACUCAGCAUGUGGGCGAAAGACGACCCCAGUGAACCGAAAGGAACGUUCGCUGGUCACACGGAUAUCGUGAAAGAAUAUCUGUUCCGCACCAAAGGCGGGCAGGAUAAGGGCAACGACGACCGCCAGUUCCAGCUCAUUACCUGGUCGAAAGAUCAGACGCUGCGGCUGUGGCCGGUCAGCGACGAGCAGGUGCGCAAGGUGGGGCAUAAGCCAGGUGGUCCGAUCCGCGUUCUGCUCACGCGAGCCAAUGCGCCGGACAUCUCUUACCGCGAUCCGCCACUCGCGGUUCCACGAGACGCCGACGAGGCGGCGAUGCUCGCCAGCCAGGCGUCUGGAUCCAACAUCACAAGCUCGUCCAUCCUCCCACCAGAGCACGCCACACGGUCGCUCCUGAGCGGCAAGGGUAGCGGAAGUCGAAUUCAGGCCCCUUCGCCGUACAGCUCCUCCGCAUCGGGCUUCCAGAAUCUGGUACGCGACGGCAAGACAAGCCCAUUCGCUGCCUUUGGCACCAGCGCAAGUGGACGCCGGAUGAGCCUCAACCACAGCUCGAGCCAUGGCGAUCUUUCGUCGGAUCUCAAAGGGCUUUCGAGAAGCCCAAUGGAGACGUUUGGUAGGUCGUGGGGUCGCGGUGAUCGGCAGGCGGCAGACAAUGGGUUCGGCCGUGGUCACGGCGGGCAGUUGGCACGCUCGUUGCCUAAACAGGCGGGUGAGGACCUUGCAAGUCGAUUCGGGGCUUCGCAUCACAGCUCGAAGCACAUUGGAGCAGGAACAUCCCAGCACAGUGGUGGACAGUCGUCUUUCAAAGUCCCUGCAAACCUUCGGGGCAAGUCAACAGGGUCCACCAGUGCGAUCAAGCAGAGAACACUCAAUCCAUCUCGACCAUCAGGACGACCGCUGCCGAUUCAAGAAGAGCAACGCAGCGGCGCCGUCAAGUCAUCGAGAAAGCCAUCCGAACGCAAAGACAAGGAUCGCGCAGGGCGCAAGGAGGAGAGGCGCAAGAUCGCCAAAGCCUCCGAUCCGCGCACGAUCAAGAAGGCUGUCGGCGCGGCGAUGCGUCUUGACCGCGGUCGUACCGCCGCCCCAGCCGUUGACCCCAUCGAGUGGAUCGCCAACGUGCGUCUCGAGAAAGAGCCUGAUCACGAGCCUCUCUCCGACGCAGGCGGCGAAUCGGACGCCUUCGCUCCACCCCCCACACGUGGCGUCGCAUUCAACCGAGGCCUCACCACGGAGGACGAUACGGACGCCGAGGCUGGCUACACCGCCCAAGGCCUCGGCGACGAGAUCAUCGGCAUCAAUCGCAAACUCCCCCGCAUCGUCUUCGAGCGAGUCGAGUUGACAGGCCGCAUGUGCGUGCUGACCAUGUACGGACCGUGGGCGGAUCAUGAGCCUGCGUUCUUGCGGAUCAAGAUCAAGUUCCCCCCCACCUACCCUCGACGCGCGCCGCACUUUGAUCUGGAGAGGAGCGCCAAUAUCAGUCUCAAGACCCGGACGUAUCUGCUGCGCGGGCUGGCAAGGCUGUCGAGCAAGAGCGCAAAGGCGGGGAGGCCGUGUCUGGAGGUGUGUGCGCGGUUCUUGAUCGGAGAGCCGGUGAAGCUGCUGGAUGAAGAUGAGAGGGAUGAGGCGGAGGGUGAGGGGGAGGGAACGACGAGCAGGGGUGGAGGCUCGAUGGCGUCCGAUUCGGACUCGGAGCAUGGACUCAUAUCGUUCCGCCCCGCUCGCCAGGCAGCUGGGGCGGAUACAGUGAAGCUCAAGAUGCCAGCGAGGAGGAUGGGUGCGACCUUCGGUCCGAACAACGAACUGGUCGUCUUUGGGGGAUCGCUCAACCAUUAUGCCCAAUCGCAGCAAUCAUCCCGCCAGCCAUCGCGACAGGCAUCACGCCAAGCCUCCCGCUCAGCAUCACAGGCCCCCGACACCCCAGCCAGGGUCAAAGCGCUCUCCCGUGCCCAGUCCCGCUCGCGCCCUGCCGACAACGAUGCCAAAAGCGAGUACGGCGGGGAAGAAUCCCGUUUCCUCCGCUCCUACACGGCUCUAUCGAACGCCAUGUCCUCCCUGGCCCGCUACUCGCGCAACGCUUCUCAGGGCGUAACCACCGGCUACUCGGUGCGCGACUCGGACGUGGUCCAGCUCAUGAGCACCGACUUUUUCGCCCGCCGCCUGCUGCGCAAGAAGGACUUCUUCGAUGUUUUCGCCGACACCGCCGAUAGGGUGGGAGGAGCAGCGACGCCCAUGGGAAAGGACGCGUUUGUCGCGAGACAGAAGGCAGCGCCGUCAAGGUUUUACAGUGGGAGCGGAGCGAGUACGCCAGGUGCUACGAGAGGCAGGGGCGUCGCUGAGGAAGGAGAGGCGUCGGAGGAUGAGAGGAGGUUCGCAGCGCAUCAUGCGGAUUUGUUGGGCUCACUACCAGCACCGGCGGCAUUGUUGGCCAUUGACAAGCUGAAGGAAACGCAGAGGAGGAGGCAGAUGGGGCUCGUCACGAUUUAUCGAUUCGUGAGUGCCGAGGUGAAGAGCGAUGAGGAGCAAGGUGACGCGAUAGCGCAGCAACAGGAGUAA
Molecule: messenger RNA, 3870 nt
Organism: Kalmanozyma brasiliensis GHG001
Lineage: Eukaryota; Fungi; Basidiomycota; Ustilaginomycetes; Ustilaginales
Product: WD40 repeat
Exons: 1
Coding region: 1-3870 (1289 amino acids)
Molecular function (GO): protein binding
Source: RefSeq, a predicted model, not a curated record